Messenger RNA from Cyprinus carpio (common carp), 2901 nucleotides. RefSeq lists its product as uncharacterized. Lineage: Eukaryota; Metazoa; Chordata; Actinopteri; Cypriniformes; Cyprinidae. Bases 1383 to 2810 code for a protein of 475 amino acids. The record is from RefSeq and is a predicted model, not a curated record. The transcript is spliced from 4 exons.
GUUUGAUCCUGUUAGAUCGGGUUGAAUGUUGUGGGGGUAAUGAGAGCAUGAAUAGGGCAGUUUGCACUACAAAACAAUAGGGACAACUGAUCAAAUGGAAGCUUUGUAUAUGUGAGAAAAAAAAUCCACAUUGGUAUGGUCUUUACAAUAUUUCAUAAAACAGUACCCCUUUCCCUUAAGGUGUCAUUGGUUAACACUAGUUAACAUGAAAAUCACUUUUAAAGUGUUUGUUAAUGUUAGUAAACAUUACUUUCAUCAUUAACAAAUACAAUGUUUGAUUUUAAUAAUGUAUUAAUAAAUAUUAUUUAAUGGAGCUGAGCUAACAUUUACAAAAAAUAAACAGUUGUAUUUUUAUUAAAUAAUGUUAACAAAGCUUAAUAAAUAUUCUAACAAAUGUAUUGCUCAUUGUUAGUUAAUGUGUCCUGGCCAUCGCUCAGUGUUUUUAAAUCAAACUUAAAGACUCAUUUUUACACCCUUGCAUUUAAGUGAUGCUGUGUAUGGUAUUUUUUUUUUUUUUUUUUUUUUUUUAUGUGUAUAUAUACAUAUUUUUUUUUAUUUUUUUCCCCUUUUAAUUUUUGUUCUCUAUUACUUUUUAAGUAACCUUUUAUUGUAAAGCACUUUGGAUCAACGAUGGUUGUGUUAAUGCUGUGCUCUAUAAAUAGAAAUUGGCUUGAUGUGACUUAUUGUAAAGUGAAACUUUACCCUUUAAAAAAAACACUUUAUUUCAAGGGAAUAAUGCAUUAGUAAUCCAGAAUAAUGCAUUAGUUGAUCAAUAAUUAUUGGCUUAUUCUGGUCAAUAAACUUGAAUAUCACUUAGUAAGUGCCACUCAGUAAUUGUGAAAAAGUUAAUCAUUAAUUACUAGUUUGUUUAUUCUUAACUAAUGCACAAUUCUGGAUCCUUAAAAUGUUAGGUUAAUCAUUAAAGACUAGUGCGUUAUUACAUGAAUUUUUUAAUUUGGGUCUGGGUUUGGGUAUAAAAGGGGGUGCAAGUCAACAAGUUUAAUGUAUGCAAUGAUAAUAUUUUAGUCUGUAACAAAUAUGAUUAAUAAAAUGAUUAAUUAAUGAACUAAUUAAAAUCAGUUUUACAAAAAAGAGCACUUGUUGAAUUGUCCUGCAUGUCAGCAUUCAUAACAAUGUUAUUACAACUAAUUUGAUUAAUUCUGUACAGUUUAGUUAGGUGGCCAUUACUAGCCAUUGUUAUAAAUUAAUCUUCUAUUUUAUAGGUAGCAGGAUGCUUGGUCCAUUACAUCCUGACGGAUGGGCAACACCCUUAUCAGACAACUACACCCUACGCCAAGGAUCCAUUUGGUCUAUCUCACAAUGUCAGAACGAGUAACUUCACACUUCAAUGUGAUGAAAGACAAAAAAAUAUCUUAAGCAGAAUGCUGAGCAAAUCAAUGGAAGAGCGUCCUACUAUUGAGGAAUGCCUUCAGGCAUUCAAAAGUUUCGAUCACCAGUCUGAUCAAAUUGGAACCACAAACAGCUACAGCAAUAAGAAUGGAAAUAAAGACAGAGCCCAUAUAGAAAACUGCUUUCCUCAAGCACAAGAUGAGAUGAACAUCCCAGAGAAUCUUUGCAGUGAUGUGACAGAUUCAUAUUCCCACACUGAAGAGGAAUUAUCUGAGUGUGAAACGAACAACACAGAACAACAGGUAUACCCUUUCUUGGAAACGUCAGAGGAAGAAGAAGACAAAGAUGAAGAAAAAAAAGAAAGCAAAACAAAACAAGCACAAGGGAAAGUAGCAGAAGAAAAAGCCAUCCAAGGAAAACUGCUUACAAAGGCUAGGAUGGAAAUGGAUGAAUGUGCCCAAGGUUGUGCAUCUCAACAACAAAAUAUGAUCAAAGUGAAAGUAUCCUCAAACACGCCAUAUCAACGCAUCUAUGACAAAAAGAAUUUCUGCCUUUACUGUGAAAAGCCUUAUGCAAAAAUCACAAGACAUCUGAUACAGAAACCUUCCAGAGAGGAUGAAGUUGCAAAGGCACUGUCAUGUAAGCAAGGCUCAACCAUGCGUAAUCUUUUUUUAACCAAAGUAAGGAACAUGGGAAACUACCACCAUAAUAUUUCAGUCCUAUCCUCUGGAAAAGGGGAGAUUAUUCCAAAAAGACAAGCAACAUCUGUGUCAACAGCAACUGACUAUCUGCCUUGCAAGUUUUGCUUUGCUAUGUAUAUCAAAACAGACCUCUGGAGACAUCAUAAGCGUUGCAAAUUACAAGUAAAAGACAAUAUGCCAGGGAAGCGGAAGGUUCAGGCAAGCUGUUCCCUGUUGUUGCCCAUGGACUCAACAAUUUCCAGUGGACUUCAAAAAAUAAUUGAAGACAUGACAUAUGAUGAUAUAACACAGGUAGUAAAAUCGGAUUCGUUGAUUCUGUCAUUGGGUGAGAGAAUGUUCCUCAAAAAUGGAGAAGUUGGACGACACCGGGCAGAUAUUAGAAAUAAGAUGAGGGAACUUGCCAGACUUCUUCUGGUGGCAAGAGCCAUUGACAAGGACAUUGUUGCUUUAAAGGACUUGAUCAACCCAGCAAAGUUUAACACAGUACUUGAAGCUGUGAAAAAGAUGACCGGAUUUGACAGCUCUACAAACAGAUUCUCAGUUCCUUCAACAGCACUGAAACUGCGACAUUCCCUUGUCAAAGUGUCAUAUAUAUUGCAAGGGGAGGCUUUAUGUCAAGAGGAUGAUGCUUUAAAGGGAAGAGCAGUGCACUUUAGCAAGUUAAUUGAACUGGAAUGGACAAUCCAUGUGUCAUCAAAUGCACUGAAAACAUUAUACCAGAAAAAAUGGAAUAGCCCACAAACGCUGCCUCUAGCUUAAGACAUCAGGAAGCUUCAGGAUCACUUAAAGUGCCUAGAGAAGGUCAACAAAAAAGCACUCAUUGACCAUCCAUCCCAAAGGUCAUGGAGUG